AUGGCCCCACGUGCAGUAGAAGUAGUUUGUCUUCAUUCAGCCACCGUCUCACCAGCGUUACGGAGUAUUUUGUCCUCUGACGUUGCCGCGCUAGAUAUUAGUCACCGAGUUCCAGGCAGGGGAACGUGUGUUUUCCGGGGGCCGGCGGGUGUCACCGGCACCAUGGAGUCGCCUUUUACUCCAGGACAGCACCUCUCUCACAGGCCAGAUGAAGACUGGGAUUCUACUUUGUUUGCUGAACUUGGUUAUAUUAUGGACGCUGAUGAAUUGCAAUUGGAUGCAGUAAAUGAAACUUAUGAAACCAAUUUUGAUAGUCUUGAUUUUGAUUUGGAUUUGAUGCCUUGGGACUCAGGCAUUUGGAGCAUCAACAACCAAUUCUGUACAGUUAAAGAUAUUAAGGCAGAACCUCAGCCACCACUUUCUCCAGCCUCCUCCAGUUGUUCAGUUUCAUCUCCUCGGUCAGUAGACUCUUACUCUUCAACUCAGCAUGUUCCUGAGGAGUUGGAUUUGUCUUCCAGUUCCCAGAUGUUUCCCCUUUCUUUAUAUGGUGAAAGUGCUAAUAGUCCCUCUUCAGUAGAGCCACUGAAGGAAGAUAAGCCCAUUAUUGGUCCCAGGAAUAAAACCAGAAAUGGGUUGACUCCAAAGAAAAAAAUUCAGAUCAAUUCCAAAACCCAAUUUCAGCCUAAGCCUUUAUUGCUUCCAGCAGCACCAAGAGUCAAAACCAACUCCAGUGUUCCAGCAAAAACCAUCAUUAUUCAGACACUACCAACACUUAUGCCACUUGCAAAGCAGCAGCCCAUUAUCAGUAUACAACCUGCACCCACUAAAGGUCAGACUGUUCUGCUCUCUCAGCCUACCGUGGUACAACUUCAGGCUCCUGGAGUUCUGCCCUCUCCUCAGCCAGUACUUACUGUUGCAGGGGGAGCCACACAGCUACCUAAUCAUGUGGUGAAUGUGGUACCGGCCCCUGUGGCGAAUGGCCCAGUGAAUGGAAAACUUUCUGUGACUAAACCUGUCUUACAAAGUACCAUGAGAAGUGUGGGUUCAGAUAUUGCUGUGCUAAGGAGACAGCAACGUAUGAUUAAAAAUCGAGAGUCUGCUUGUCAGUCUCGCAAGAAAAAGAAAGAAUAUAUGCUAGGGCUGGAGGCCAGGUUAAAGGCAGCCCUUUCAGAGAAUGAGAAACUGAAGAAAGAGAAUGGAUCACUGAAACGGCAGCUGGAUGAAGUUGUUUCAGAGAACCAGAGGCUUAAAGUCCCCAGUCCAAAGCGAAGAGCUGUCUGUGUGAUGAUAGUAUUGGCAUUUAUAAUACUGAACUAUGGUCCCAUGAGCAUGUUGGAACAGGAUUCCAGGAGAGUGAAUCCUGGUAUGAACCCUACUAACCAAAGGAGGCAUCUUCUGGAAUUUUCUGCUAAAGAGAUACAAGACACAUCAGAUGGUAUCGUCCGAAAAAACAGCUACAGAUAUGAUCAUUCGGUUUCAAAUGACAAAGCCCUGAUGGUGCUAACUGAAGAACCACUACUCUAUAUUCCUCCACCUCCUUGUCAACCCCUAAUUAACACAACAGAAUCUCUCAGGUUAAAUCAUGAACUUCGAGGGUGGGUUCAUAGACAUGAAGUGGAAAGGACCAAGUCGAGAAGAAUGACAAAUAAUCAACAGAAAACUCGUAUUCUUCAGGGUGCUCUGGAACAGGGCUCAAAUUCUCAGCUGAUGGCUGUCCAAUACACAGAAACCACUAGUAUCAGCAGAAACUCGGGGAAUGAGCUGCAAGUGUAUUAUGCUUCACCCAGAAGUUAUCAAGACUUCUUUGAAGCUAUCCGCAGAAGGGGUGACACAUUUUAUGUUGUGUCAUUUAGAAGGGAUCACUUGUUGUUACCAGCUACCACCCAUAACAAGACCACAAGACCAAAGAUGUCAAUUGUAUUGCCAGCAAUAAACAUAAAUGAGAAUGUGAUCAAUGGGCAGGAUUAUGAAGUGAUGAUGCAGAUUGACUGUCAGGUGAUGGACACCAGGAUCCUCCACAUCAAAAGCUCGUCAGUUCCUCCCUACCUCCGAGACCAGCAGAGGAAUCAAACUAAUACCUUCUUUGGUUCCCCUCCAGCAGCCACAGAGGCAACGCAUGCUGUCAGCACCAUCCCUGAGUCAUUACAAUAGGGCCCUGGGGCUGCACUGGAAAACAAAGAGCAGGACCCCACCAAACCUGAGAACGGUGGGAGAAAUGCAUCUUUCCUGCCUUCUUGGUGGCAAGAAAAGAACUGCCUAGUGAUGGAGUUCACCGGGAAGAGAGGGAAAAAAAAGGAACUGCCUUGUUUUUCACUAUCUACCCAUCUGCUUGGAAGGCACUGGCAUUCAAACGCAAGUGAACAGCAUUUUUCCAGUGGCAGAUUCAGUCCAGCAUCCUCCAGUGUUACUUGGUGUAGUGUUUUUGUUUUUUGUUUUUUUUUCUUUACCUUUCAAAACAGCUUUCCCUGCUGUAUUUCUUUUGUGUUUAAAUCAUAAUCUUUCAAAAAAGUUCUGCUUCCCCUCCUUUCCAUUUCACUUGCUGAUACAGUAAAGUGAUUUUUAUUUAAAGCUAUCUAGUGCUCAGAUAGAUACUCAGAUGUUUCCACUGAUCGGAUUUUUUUAAUUCAUUAAUGCAGAUCCAUUCUGGAUAUUGCCCAUAGCCAGAAACAAGUUUCAGAAGCACCCCAAAAAGAGUCAAAACAAUUUGGAGCUUUAGGGAAAAAGGAGUAUCCGCAGUUGGUAGAGUUUAUCUUUACUUGGGAUCUGUGGUUCACACCUGACACUGCACACAGUUAGUGGGUAGCCAACUUGAGAGAAUGAAGUGGUUGGGAAGGGUCAGUGGUGGGAUUUUGAAAGAAGAGAUAGCUCAUUUAUACAUGUGUUUUUAAACAUUAAAAGUUUGAUAUGAUUGCAGUUUAAGAUUAAAACCACAGCUAUUGUUUAUUUUGAGGAUGCUGGGCCACUUAGGUCUCUAUUAAUAGUGAGGAUCCUCAAGGACCACAGGACAGAUACUUCAUUUUAAUUAUGCACACCUACCCCUCUGUACAACUUCUGUUAAUAUGAUACCAAAUUCAGCUAAGGAGGAACCUAAGCAUGGUUUUAUAAAGCAAGGCAAGAGUUUUUUCUCUUGAGAAAUUGUCCAGUUUUUUUCUGUAAGAUUAUGUAGACAUGCAGUUUGGAUUUCUGCUGGGGGAGUGCAUCCCAUCAUGUGGCAAUGAUUUUCAUUUUCUCCAGUGAAAAGACAGUGAAGGAAUUGGCUCUUUUGUCCUCCUAUAUUGAAAAUGCAACUACUGUGUUCACUAGAUUUUACUGCACUCUGCCUACUUUAUUCCCCAUAGUGGACAAUUAAAUUUCAUUGGGUGAAUUCAUAGAAAUAGAUAACAGGCAGUGCAUCCUCUCUGACAUUUUAUCUUCAAUUUCUUGAGUCUUCCUCCCUCUCCUUUUACAAACUUUUUGGUUUCUUGAUAGUCUUCUUAGUCUAAUUGUCCUGUCUUUGUCGGAUUUCUUCCCUUUCCUUUCCACACUAUCUCAAUCAAUUCCUCUUCCUCCUUGCUGGUUACAUGCAGCUGGUUAGUUUUCUUCUUGUGAAAUUAGACUUGGCUUCUAAAUAAUUUUGAAGAGUCACCCAUGCUUCUAAUUCUCUGGACAGUGACGUUUCUGUGCCCAAGGUAGUUAGAGACUUUCCAGGGAAAUCAGUUUAACUUUUGUGAGGGAAAAUAAGGACUGUUUUACCUGGGAAUCUGGAGUUUGUCCACAUGUACAAACUGUUUUAUGUCAGUGCAGCACUCCCCUCUGAUUUGGCAAUCCUGGAUGAUUUUCAUACAAGAAUCAUUUUCCCUUGGGACCACUCUUACCUCUGAUGGAUGCCAAGGAAUAGAAGGCAAAUGCCUGGAAGGUCUUUAGGUUACAGGCCAGUCCUUUCAUGGGCUAUAUUCUCUUGGCCCUGCUCCUUCCUGUUCUAUUAAGUGAACUAGCCAAAGAAGAGCUGUGACCAUGGCUAAUGGGCCCUAAGCUCCUAAUCUUCUGGGAGCACCAUAAGUUAUCAUAGCUGAUAUAAACACCUCCUUUGCACUGAAUCACACAAGAAGUAACCAUUACAUGGACUUAUUAUUUUUAGCACUUCAUUUUUACUUUAUCCCUCUAUUUCCAACUUUCCCAUGGUUCUUUUACCAGCACAUCAGACUGAAGACUUCAGUUAUGUCACAUCGGCCAACCUUAAUCCCUCUCUUAUGGGUGAGUGUGGAUGGUGGUUCGGAAGGAGUCAUAAUCAAAGUGUUGGCAGGUCAUAGUGGGCUCCCCCCCCCCCCCCCAGUUAAUGUUUGUGUGCUAGCACAAGGCCCUUUAGGAAUAUGGAAAGUUGCUGUGCCGAUUAAUAAAUUAAGCUUCCUUCGUGGCUUACUUUUUUGGCAAGAUUGCCUUUUGGGGAUUGCAGCCAGGAAUUGUGGGGGAUACAUACAUGCGUGCAUACAUAUUACAUAUAUAUAUAUACACACACAUAUAUAAUUUUUUUUAUUUAUUACGUUUUUAAGUGGGAUCUUGCAAGCUUGUGUGAAAUUAGAUAAACUCCUGAAGGGGGCUAAGUCUCACACAUUAUUAGAUGACCUUGUGCUCUUUGGGCUAACAAUGCUACAAUUUUGGGAAGUGAUGAUGGGGACUGAUGGAAACAGUUUUCCUGCCUGGUUGCAAGCCCCUAAAUGUGAGUAAGUGGAUAAUUCCUCAUCUAACUACUGAGCCAGAGGUGAGGAGCUUCUUUCCCUUGGGGGUUAACUGGCGGGUCUGCAUCCCAGCACAACAGGGAUCCGCUUUCAUUAGAAUGUUGGUAAACAGCCUCCUUCCUAAAUUAGGAGUUUGUAAAAGGAUCAAUCUUGAAACAAGUAUGUUGUUUGCCAUGCUGAUAGAAUAGAAACUUUACAUUAGAUUAUUGGGUGGAGUUUGUGUUUUCAUAAGUAAAAAAUCCCCCAUUAUAAAAGCUCAGAACAUCUUCUAAUUGUUUUCUUUUUUAACGACUACAAGUUCCAGCACAAAGCUGGCGUUUCUUUGCCUUUCCUUGUUAGCAAGUAGACAUGGAGGUAUUUGAAAGCAACAAUGUUAUAUGAGUCAUUCUCGAGUGUUCUGAAUAAACAUUACUUGGAAACAGACAAGGAACUUGGGAUUCAAGCUGAUUUUUCUACUAUUUUUUUAAAGAGACACUGCCGUCAUUAAACUUUCUUGGCCUUCUUCCUCCUGGGCCCUGAUAAGACACUACUGCAGCUGUGGCAUUUAGAGUGAUUAAAGCUGGGGAACAAUCGAGCUCCUUGUAACUUUCGCACUAUCUUCUGAUUCCUGCCAUUUUACUAAACUCAGGUUGUGAAACUUGGCAGAAAAAAUGUCACAGGAUAAAAUUUGUAUUUGACUUUCUAAAACAUUGAAAGGUUUCAAAGCAACUUCCACCUUCAACAACUUAUUAAAAGUAAUCACUUUUACUUUCACGACCUAAAAAGCUUGAGUAUGAUCGGAUGCCCCCGUUCAGUCUGACCUCAUGGAAAUUUUCCGUCCAUGAACGCUCUCUUUCCACUGCAUACCAGUGGCUGACUCAGCUUCCUUUAGCACAUGUGUAGGAACUGAACUUCAAAUGAAACCUUUUCAUACUAUUGCGUAUUUCAUAUGAUUUAAUCUCUCUUAUGGAUUUUUGGUAAAAUUGAUAGAAGCUUAUUACCACCCGUGGGCCCCUUAUUCCUUACCAAAAUGUCCUCAGUCCCAAGACAUUUUAAUUUACAAAAAUUAGGAGCUUUGCUGCUAAUAUGAAUACCAACUACAACUAUUACUUUAAAAACAAGAAUAGAACCUAAAAGAGAGAGAAUAAAAUGUAAGAAACUUUCAUUUCUACCCCUAAUAGCCUAUUUACAUGGGAGGAAUUCCUGGUUUGUUUUCCCCAGGGGUAGAGGAGUUGUGGUUGAUUUUUAAUUCUCUAGGAAACAGAAUACUGGACUACCCAACAAGAUGUUUCUGGAGUCCAAAUGGAAUACUAUGCACAUGAAGAAAUGAAGCUUUCUCCUACCUGGAUAAAGAAACCAGAAUGUAUACUGUUAACUUAUAUUUUUAAUGACUAAGCUUAAAUCAAAUUUUAUUUUGGAUAAGAAUAAAAGUUUCAGCAGUUUUUUCUAGUAUCAUUGUUAUCUGUCAAGUGUAACUGAAUUUAUGAAGAGUAUCUGAUCAGGAAAUUUAUCCUAAGUAUCAAUCAUGAAAUGGCUAGCCACUGUCAAAUAGUGGAUACCAUUCUCAACACACUGGUUUACUAACUUCAUGUGUUAGGGAUUCAACACCUUAAAAGAUUUAAUUAUAUUGGGCUUGGGAACCAAGGAAUAAAGAAAUCUUAGCUUAUCAUUUGCCAAGGUCAACAACACGCGUCAUACUAUUGCGUUUACCCCCAAUGAAGUUUGUGACCAUCAAAUAAAUAAACCAGGUGACUUGGCAUGUCCCCCAGGCUAGUAAUCCCAGAUAGAAAUUAGCAAGUUGACUUUCACAGUAAAUACAUCUUUAACCAUUUUAAUUCCCACUGAGCCCUAAUUUCCAGGUCAGUCACCUGGAUAGAGGAGAUAAUGGGGAUCUAGAUCUUUAAAUGAAAACUGCUGUACACUACUGGUCUUGGAGGUAUUAGCUUCUUGUUCUCACCAUGUUGAUGAGUAAGUUUGGGCUAAACCAACCGUGCUUCACUCAUGGAGCCGAGACAGCCUGAGAAAAGUGGUUAGAUGUGCCGCUUUGCCCGGAUUUUUUCUCUAAGGUUGUAUCCAUGCUAAAUUAAGAAUGUAUUAAAGAUGGGAGGAAAGAUAUACCAUUCUCUCCCUUAAUAUUUAUGUUGCUUGCAAUACCUGAAGAAACAAUGGCAACAGACUAUUCCAUGCUUUCAAGCAAGUCUUGAUAAUACGAUAACUGUUCUUUGUCUAAAAUAAAAUAAUUUUUAAACUUGC
Molecule: messenger RNA, 6947 nt
Organism: Choloepus didactylus (southern two-toed sloth)
Lineage: Eukaryota; Metazoa; Chordata; Mammalia; Pilosa; Megalonychidae
Gene: ATF6
Product: activating transcription factor 6
Biological process (GO): endoplasmic reticulum unfolded protein response; regulation of transcription by RNA polymerase II
Cellular component (GO): nucleus
Molecular function (GO): RNA polymerase II cis-regulatory region sequence-specific DNA binding; DNA-binding transcription factor activity, RNA polymerase II-specific
Source: RefSeq, a predicted model, not a curated record